AUGGAGGGUCUCUUUUUCAAUGUUAAUGCUGGAUAUGUCGAGGGCGUUGUUCGUGGUUAUCGGAACAGCCUUCUGACUGGCCAGAACUACUCCAACUUGACACAAUGCGAGAGUAUUGAUGAUGUGAAGCUCCAGCUGGGCCCAUCCUAUGGCGACUUUCUCGCAUCUCUUCCCCCGAACCCCUCUACCUCCGCUCUCGCAGGCAAGAUGACCGACAAGCUGGUCUCUGAAUUCCGAUAUCUAGUUGCGCAGUCGACCGGGUCGACUGCUAAGUUCCUUGAAUAUCUCACCUAUGGGUACAUGAUCGACAAUAUCGCCCUUCUGAUCACUGGUACUCUGCAUGAGCGCGAUACUCGGGAACUCCUGGAGCGAUGCCACCCACUGGGCUGGUUCGAAACCUUGCCCGUUUUGUGUGUUGCAACCAAUAUUGAGGAGCUUUAUAAUUCGGUCCUGGUCGAGACCUCCCUGGCCCCGUACUUCAAGGAGAGCCUCAGCCACCAGGAUCUGGACGAGUUGAACAUCGAGAUCAUUCGCAACACUCUGUACAAGAACUACUUGGAAGAUUUCAAUAACUUUAUCAACACCCACUCUGAUUUCACCGGUCCUACUCGAGAUAUCAUGUCGGAAAUUUUACAGUUCGAGGCUGAUCGCCGCUCCAUCAACAUCACCCUUAACUCAUUUGGAACCGAGCUCUCGAAACAAGAGCGGAGAAAGCUGUAUCCAGAAUUCGGCAAGCUCUACCCAGAGGGUAGCUUGAUGCUCUCUCGUGCUGAGGAUGUCGAGGGAGUGGCUCUGGCUGUCAGCGCAGUCGCAGACUACAAGGCAUUCUUCGAUUCCGUUGGUUUGAGCCAGGGUGGUGGUCUUGGAGGCAUGGGUGGUGGCCCGGCCGACGGAAAAAGCUUGGAGGAUCUCUUCUACCAGAAGGAGAUGGAGAUGUCUAAGCUAAUCUUCACCCGUCAAUUUACUCCGGCGGUGGUUUACGGGUGGAUGAAGCUGAAGGAACAGGAAAUCCGCAAUGUCACCUGGAUCUCGGAGUGUAUUGCACAGAACCAGAAGGAGAGAAUAGGAAACUUCAUCUCCGUUUUCUAA
This is a messenger RNA of Penicillium taxi, 1089 nucleotides long. RefSeq names its product H(+)-transporting V0 sector ATPase subunit d. The coding region runs from base 1 to 1089 and encodes 362 amino acids. Gene Ontology annotation, molecular function: proton-transporting ATPase activity, rotational mechanism. Gene Ontology annotation, biological process: vacuolar transport; proton transmembrane transport; vacuolar acidification. Gene Ontology annotation, cellular component: vacuolar proton-transporting V-type ATPase complex; proton-transporting V-type ATPase, V0 domain; fungal-type vacuole membrane. Lineage: Eukaryota; Fungi; Ascomycota; Eurotiomycetes; Eurotiales; Aspergillaceae. The record is from RefSeq and is a predicted model, not a curated record. The transcript is spliced from 4 exons.